Messenger RNA from Bacidia gigantensis, 1293 nucleotides. RefSeq lists its product as uncharacterized. The record is from RefSeq and is a predicted model, not a curated record. Gene Ontology annotation, molecular function: protein binding. Bases 1 to 1293 code for a protein of 430 amino acids. Lineage: Eukaryota; Fungi; Ascomycota; Lecanoromycetes; Lecanorales; Ramalinaceae. The transcript has 2 exons.
AUGGAGACACUGCCGCUGGAGUUGCUGGAUCAAAUCAUUACAAAUGUGGCCAUUUUCGACCGUGAAGAUGGGCUCUGCAAUCUCCGACUUGUCAAUAAGCAAUUCAACAACCUCACGACGCCAAAAACCUUUGCCUCAAUCUCCCUCUGGCUGGGGUCCAAAUCUCUGCGCAAGCUUGCAGAGUUGUCGAAACACCGCGGAAUCGUGCAGUAUGUCAAAGCGAUCAGAUUCUCCCCUCUUCAAUUCCACACACCCCAUGAUGCAAGACAGUCGUCCUCCCUUAAAUAUCACGAGCUAGAAAAGCAAGUUGAACGAGGGGAAAUAGAACCCUCACAGUUAUUGCAAUACGUGGACGAUGACACCCAGCAUGGAAGGUUCCUAAAGGCACAAGAAUUGCUUUACACAUCAUCGGCUGUGAAUCGGGUCCUGAAAGCGGCGUUUCAACGCUUAGACAUGGUUCGCACGAUUGACAUCGUGUUAGACUGCCGCAUAACAGGAUCCAACGAGUUAACGACGACUUUCAACAUGCUGGAUUGCAAUAGAUAUCGGUGGGAUCAAGACAAUCCCCUGCCCUUUCUAUUCGAAGCUCUGGACGCUCUGCCGUCGCCAUUGAGCACCUUCCGUUUCCGAUACGACAACGACACAACAUCGAACCACCAGACCAAAUAUUUGAAGAGAUCGCGCAAGAAGGUAGCGUACGAGGCGUCCUACCUAGGAACUAGAAUGCUGGCACUUUACACAAAGAAAAUAGACUGGACGCGACUCGAGGACUUGGAGCUACAUUACAGUGAACGCGCGCAACAUGACUACCAGAACCACGAGGAUGGCUUCGACCAAUAUCUCGCAGCAACGGCAGAUAUCUUCCGCAAAUCCUCGCGCCUGAAAUCCUUGAGGCUGCAAGUCCCCUCCAAUGCCUUAGCAUCUGACCUUUGGAAUUCGCACGCAUUCAACAGGCUUAUGGGUGAGAUACCACUCUCUCGCCUCACCUCGCUCGCACUAUUAGAUCUCAGUAUCUGGAUCGUGGAUCUUCUGACAAAGCUUAUCAAGGAGCGAACAUUCACACCGCGGACAAUUUAUCUUGAAUGCUUCGACGAGGCAGCGUAUUGGGCUUCGUUUCUCGAGGCGCAGCGGCGGAUCCAAUGGAAUGAUUUGAAGUCCUUCAGGAUGUGUUUCUUUAGCGGUGAGUCGUGGAGGUGCUGUUAUGAUGUCACGUCCUAUGUGCGCAUGCAGACGGAAGAGAACCCUUUGGAUCCUGGUAUCAAUGAUGACGGAGAUGGUAUUGCAGACUCGUGA